Cucurbita moschata (crookneck pumpkin) is the source of this 840-nucleotide messenger RNA. RefSeq lists its product as uncharacterized. Bases 154 to 615 code for a protein of 153 amino acids. The transcript is spliced from 2 exons. The record is from RefSeq and is a predicted model, not a curated record. NCBI's taxonomy places the organism in Eukaryota, Viridiplantae, Streptophyta, Magnoliopsida, Cucurbitales, Cucurbitaceae.
UAUCGUUUGUGGAAGAGAGAACAGUGACGUAUCCAUCACGACUGGUCAAUAACUCGGAAGAAGAAGAAAGAAAGAAAAAUCUCAGAAAUUUGUAAAAUCUGAAACAACGUUUGGUUUGAUUCCGAGGACGAUCGGAACUACAAGAAGUUCACCAUGAAAUCCAUCUUCGUUCUUUUUCUCUUCUCAGCUCUCGUUUCUCUUUCGACCCAAUCCACCGAUUCGAAUGACCUAAAAGCGCCACCCUCCUCUGCCCACGCUCGCCUCGCCAAUUACGGGUUUCCGUUUGGCCUUCUGCCGUCCGCCGUCUCCAGCUACACCAUCAAUGAAACCUCUGGUGACUUCUCUUUGGACCUCGGCGACUCGUGCAAGUUCACGCUUCCACCGGACAACUACGUGGCUUCGUUUUCUAGGGUUGUCACUGGUAAGAUUGCAAAGGGUCGGAUCCACAAUCUCGACGGGAUUCGAGUUCGUGCUUUGUUCCAGUGGUGGUCGAUUACUGGUAUUAGGUCCACCGGCGAGGAUUUGGUCUUCGAGGUUGGGGUGAUCACCGCUAAGUAUCCGUCCAAGAGUUUCAACGAGAGCCCAGUGUGUGAAGGGCGUCGGUCUUCUUCGUAAGAGGGUAUUCAUUCACUUGAAGCAUAGAUGAACUUAGUGGAUAAUGCAUAUCAUAUUAUGUUGCCUCUUUAAACUGAAAUGUGAACCUACUAAUUAUUCUGGCUGUGUAUCUGCCUGUACUCUGUAUAUGUUAACUCUUGCUUCUUCUAGUUCUGGAUUGAUACUCUCUUUUGAUUAAUAAGGUUUGUUCAGUGCUUGAUAAUGAGCCGAUCAAUAUUCUAUCUC